Diuraphis noxia (Russian wheat aphid) is the source of this 1429-nucleotide messenger RNA. RefSeq lists its product as uncharacterized. The record is from RefSeq and is a predicted model, not a curated record. NCBI's taxonomy places the organism in Eukaryota, Metazoa, Arthropoda, Insecta, Hemiptera, Aphididae.
UCAUGGAYGACUUGAGACGGCCCAAAUUUCCGCAUGACGCUUCCCCACAGAAGCAGGUGCGAACGGAUGACGAGAAAUGAAUCAAUCGAUAUUAUUUGUCCUAUUAGAAAUGAUUAACUUCGGGCUUCACUUCUAAUGACGGUGAUUAGUUGUUCGGCAGAUGCGAUCCGCGGUCGGUCAUCGCGAUAAUAUAAUAACAUGUUGAAGAUCAAAUUGUCCUUCGCAUUACUGACAGUGGUGUUGGUCAUUGGCAAAAGUUCACAAUUGUCCAUGYUCGACCAAUGUGGUCCUCGUCACACGAACCUAACCCAAGAAUGUGUGGGAAAAUUGAUAUUGGACACUCUGGCUAAAGUCACUGAAGACCCGGAGAAUUUCUUUGGAUCAAACCAAUUUAAUAACGACAGUGGAACGAUAAUGCGAUUUAUCAAACUGAAAUUCGAUAACGAUACAAUGAAUAUCGAUGAACGUUAUGAAAUCGACGAGAGCAGAUCCUGGAAUGCAGGAAAUUUUUGGGAUCAAUUGGUUUACGCAUUUAAAAAACUGACCAAUUACAGUACCGACCACGGAAUUCUGUUGUCCCUGCCGCAAUGGUCGAAAAAAUUCCCACCUGUCACAGUCGUUGAGGAGGACGACGUUUUCCAAAUAGUCAACGAAAGUCGAGGCAAACACCACCCACACAAAAAGUACGCACUGCUGUUCCCAUUGCUGGCGACGUUCAAGUUUCUGGUGAUCAAGACGCUGUUGGUGCCCAUAUUGGUGGCCGUCAUGAUCAUCAAGAAGAUGCUGGUCCUCGGCGUCAUGGCUCUGCCCACCUUAUUGACCAUGUUGCGGUUCUGCCGGAACCCCAACUUCGGGGGCUUUGGCGGCUUCGGCGCCGGUAACCUCGUGGCCACGGGCGCCGUCGGUCCGGUUGGCCAAGCGGCAGCUUUCGCGCCCCUCACGGCCGACAUUUCGGGCGACUACUCUUCGUACGUGCAACAGUCGGCCGCCGCAUCCCAGCACAACGGCGCCUACAAGGACUACUCCAAGAACCUUAUGGACGCCAUGAAGACGACGUACUGACGACGCGGCUGUGAAGCCCACCACUCGCAUUGCAAUAUUGUUGUUGUCUUUGAACACGGUUUUAUAAUAUAGACAAUCCAUCCCCAGUCCCCCACCCACAAUCCUCCAACAUUUUAAGCGCCCAACUACUGAUUAUUCGCAUUAUCUUAUUGAUAGGUACCUAUCUACCUUUUUUACGUUAUCCUCGGCCGGGCGAUUGUAAACUCUCCCGAUUUUAAUGGCAUGUAAACUCUCCCGAUGGUMAACUCUCCCGGGUUUAGUCCAAUACUACCUGACGGGAACAUGUAAACUCUCCCGGGUCUAGUUCAGUACUACCUGAAGAGAACAUGUAAACUCUCCCGGGUCUACUGCAGUACUACUAAGCUAG